Nilaparvata lugens (brown planthopper) is the source of this 903-nucleotide messenger RNA. RefSeq lists its product as uncharacterized. NCBI's taxonomy places the organism in Eukaryota, Metazoa, Arthropoda, Insecta, Hemiptera, Delphacidae. The record is from RefSeq and is a predicted model, not a curated record. The coding region runs from base 1 to 903 and encodes 300 amino acids. Gene Ontology annotation, biological process: rRNA processing. Gene Ontology annotation, molecular function: rRNA binding. The transcript is spliced from 9 exons.
AUGGAGAAAUUUCUCAAGGAAAUAAUCGAAGUGGGCGAUUUAUUGAGUGCAGAUAUAAAAUGUGAAAUUCCGAUGGAGCAUUUAAGUGAUCGUCAGCAACGCGAAUUUCAAAACGCUGAUAAGUGCGGCCUUUGCGAUGAAGUUUUUACCGAAACAGACACAAAGGUGAACGGAAAAGACAUUGAGCUGACGGAGGUUGGACCUCGGUUCAUGCUGCGUCUGUACGAGAUCAAGCUGGGUAUGAUUGACACGGCUGCGGCCUCUGACACCGAGUGGGCCCUGCUGCCUUACAUGAACACCGCCAUCAAGCGGAGGUUCCUGUCCUUCGAUGACGGAUGGAUUCAGGAUGAUGAUUUCGAGGAAGAGGAGGCUCAAAUUGAACUGGAAGUAACUGGCAUAUCAAGAUCUGGCAGAGUACGCAAGAAAUCUUCAAAGCUCACCGACUUCGAAUCUCCUGAUGAAAUCGAUAAAUACCGACGCAAAAGUGACAAAUUUGAUCCACCUCCAAGCUAUCCCGUUGGUAGACCCGCGGCUCAUGCCGUCAAAAUAGAACAGUUCCAUCAUUCAGAAGAGGAAGAUGAAGCACCGAACUUCAAGGAAGAAAUGCUUUCAGACUCUGAUCCAGAAAUGGAUAAUUUUCCACAUGAUGAGGACGAUCUGUCUAGCAUGGAUUCAAUGGGUAGCCCAGGAGAUGAAGAAGACCUGGAUGAAAGCAUUGGGUUGGAUCAAGGAGGAGAAGGAUUUCAAAGAAUUGCACCUGACUCUGUGGAUACCGGCUCUCCAGUUCAUGGUUCAGCUCAAUCGUUGUACAUGUCGGAAAAGUCAACUAAGAAGAAACUCGUGAUUCGUGAUGGAAAAAUAGUGGACAGAAUGAAGGCCCAGCGCAAGGAUAAAGGGUUAUAG